GCAGCAGCAGCAGCAGCAGCAGCAGCAGGAGGAACAGAGAACCUGGAGCUGGAGGAGAGAGGGACGAAGAGCCGAGAGCAUCCCAAAGUUUGAGUCUGCAGCUGUUCGUGCUCAACACGCACAAGGACCAGGCUACGAGGAGUCAGCACCGGCACCGUUAUCCAAAACAACCCAAAUGAUGCCCAGCUCGAGGUCGAUCGGCUGCUGUGGAGACGUCAUCAUGGAUCUUUAUCCUUGACAAGAAAGAGAGACACUCCAAGACGUGCGGUUGUGAUUUCCAUUGAAGAUCGCUCAACAAAUAUUCAUCAACCCCAUAAUCCAUUGGCCCUUUGAUAACUGACACUGGGCACAGGAUUAAUCGUCUCUCUGCUCCAUCUCAGCUAAAGAAAUAGACCCUUAGACCCCAGAGCAGCUCCAAGCAGGAAUCUAUUAACUCAUCUGGAAACACUAAAGAGGGAAAGAGAUGAGGCCCAUUCACUCUUUGGAAUGAAAUCUGCUGAUGGACCAUGAAAUAAAGUGCACAGAUAAGCUCUCCUUUUCUUUUUGUCCUAAAUGUGUUUGGCCUUGACUUUUUUUUUUUGUCUGUGAGGCUUUCGGGGGCCCUGCAGCUUCCCUCUCCUUGCACCCCACUGUAAGCUCAGUAAUCAAAUCAGCCGAACAGACUUCCUUCACUUCAGUGAGGACCGGUGGUACGUCGGUGUCUCUGUGAUGACUUUUCUUUUGUGUGUAAUCCGUGCUUAAUAGAUCAACUGGUGGCUUCUAUUUCAGCGGGGAUCAGAGCAGUCAGCAGCUCCCUGCCGAGCAGUUCUUUAUGCUUCACUGUUUGAAUCAGCACUUUGUCAAGUAUUUAACACUCCUCUGUUUCUUUCAGAUUCACUGAGCACUGCACCCUGAUAUUGUGUUUUCACAUUCAUGGCUGAACGCCUGACAGAGGGAUCCAUACUUCAAGCUGAUGAGGAGUGAGCAGUGGGGGAAGUCGUGGUUUAGAGGGAGCUCCAGUGAUUCUUCGUCUCAACCAGGAACAUCUGUCUGUGAUGUCAGCCCAACUGGAUGAGCUCGGUGAACACAUUCUGCAUUCAGCGGACUGAAGACUGAACUGCAUGAAGCCACUUUUACUUUGUGACUGAAAAAAACGUACCUUCUGAGUCAUUUUCUACCUCUUGCUGCUUGUCUUGUCAGGAGAGGCAGUUUUCUGAAGAGAUCAUCCCAAAGGGAAACAGUGAAAGUAACUUAUUACAACACCUGACAGCUCUCUGACCUACUUAUCAUGCUUCAGCGAGCUGGGCUGAAGGAAAAACUUUGCAUUUAGCAGUUGCCACCAGGGAAGGUGGUGCACUGUUUUAUAUUCAGGGCUAUUGAUCCACUGACCUCCUGAUCUAAUUAGCCAUAAACAAACGGCCAAGCGGAUGAACACCUGGUGUUGCCGGCCUCUGCAGACGCUUUAAAUAGCCUCGUGAACACUUGUCUCUGGCUCUCAGUUCAGUGACAUAACACACACACACAGACAGCUAUAUGCAACUGGGUGAUAAAAGUCCAUCUGUACGUCAUUAACUCCCUCAGAGAGUGCGAUCAGACAUGUGUUUGGAUUAGCACGAGGCAGUGUGUCCUGUCUACAUUGAGUGAAGGGUGAGAGCUGACGUUGCCUUGAUAAAAAACAAAAAAAAACUAUACCUGCCCGAGGGUGGGCCACUAAAGCUGGAUGCCACAGAGCUUGAUUAAAUCGCUUCCCUGAAAUGUGCGACGGUAAAAAAUAGUCCAUGUUAAUUGAAAAGUGCUUGUGUGCAUAUUCAUGUGUGUCUGUCACAUUGUCGGAGCAGAUUAAGGCUGGGCCUGUCUGGGUCAUGUCACUCUGACUGACCUAGAUUUAAUUAAAUAAACUGGCCACCAGAGGAACAUGUGCGUCCCCCUGUGAUCAGAACACACACACAUCUAUUACUGGAGUCGUCUUACAUGUUGACAACCUGCUAACUUGGGCUACCUAACUUCAUCACCCAACAAACAGGGUCUACAGUAUAAAACCUGUAAAGCAUCUUUUUUUAUUAAGUCUCGUAUUAAGGUCUCCAUUUUGGCCUCUCUCGCCGCGCUGCCACUAAUGAGCACGUUCCCUUUCUUCUCUGCAACUCCUCCCAACACACCAACCUUCCAGUCAGUGUGUAAACCUUGCCUUCGGGUCCCGUGGAGGAUGAACGAUGUGCCCACCAUUGACUACGAGUUGCUGCUGUCCCCGGCCAGCUCCUCCCUCCCCGGCAGUCCUGGCGGUGGCAGCAGCAGCCCCCCUCUGACACUGGUCGGGGUAGACAAUGAGCAGCGCACCGCCUUGGCCUUCGUAGGUCUACUCAUGCUUUUCCUGGUCUUCCUGCUGGUCAGGUGCUUCAGGAUCCUGCUUGACCCAUACAGCCGCAUGCCUGCAUCAUCCUGGACUGACCACAAGGAGGGGCUGGAGAGGGGUCAGUUUGAUUAUGCACUGGUGUAGGGUGGUGUGUCAACAGGGUGUAGAAGAGGGAAUAUUUCAAAGUACACAGACACAAUCUUUUAGGGCAUAGUCUAAUUCAGAGAUGGUGAUGGACGGUGUCGAUGCAGGGUAUUAAAAAUGCUCCAUAAGCAGUAGGUUUACCUGAUGUUACUGCAGUCUGUGCACUGGUGUAAAUAUGAGGCUGCUGUACCUUAUCCUACCACAACAAGAUCGGUCCAACCAGAGCCUCACCCUGCAAGAUAAACUCUCACCCAAACCCAGAAAUAAUAAGCUGCACAGCUGCCUUAACCUGAACUAAUGUAUGACGCGAACAUGCCGCCACAUAACGACAUCACCUUUAGGGCUAGUUUUUCCAAAUUCGACUUGUCACAUCACGACAUAGUUUCGAACCUCAACGCUGCAUUUGUGGUGAGAACACGCAGGAAGGACACGGUUUACACUUGAGCAGACGCCCCUUUAAAUGAACCACGGUCCAUUAAAAAGCCUCCAUAUGUCGACGUGCUGAUCCUGCAGCACAAACCUCACGUGUGUCAUGAUUUCGGACACUGAUCCUCGAGCAGCACCAGACGAGCUCCAGAUGCUUUUUUAGAGCCCGAGCACGUAGUUUAUGUGUCCAUAAAACUUUGUCCGUGUAUGUUUUGUGUGUUACUGUCACUAUAACUGAGAAGCCAUAUUGAAACUAUAUAAUCUCUUACACUGCAAGUAGAAUUUAUGUUCAUUGGUUGUGUCCUUUGCUUAGUCGGCCUGCCAAGUGUGGUGAUGAAGCAAACAGCGACUUUUAGGGGAAAAAAAGCUUUAUUUUUCUAUUCCUGACUCAAGUUUGAGAGUCUCCUUUUUGCUAUCUUUCUGUCCUUCUCCUCUCACCAUAUCGAUCCUUAGACCGUGAGUUUUCAGAGGUAGUCGCAAAGCAGGUAGCUUUGCUCCUUUGUGUUUUGUAACUACAGAUUUUUCUGACUAUCUGCUUUGUUUUUGAUACGCUGUGCUGAAAUCGGUGAAAUGAUAAGAAUUCCUCCUUCAAUUACUCUUCUUUAAUUUCCACUGAUAGAUCGACUGUGUGGAAGUUGAGAAUGAAAUAAAAACGAUUACUACUUCUUCA
This is a messenger RNA of Hippoglossus stenolepis (Pacific halibut), 3569 nucleotides long. RefSeq names its product cortexin-1. NCBI's taxonomy places the organism in Eukaryota, Metazoa, Chordata, Actinopteri, Pleuronectiformes, Pleuronectidae. The transcript has 4 exons. The record is from RefSeq and is a predicted model, not a curated record. Bases 2093 to 2473 code for a protein of 126 amino acids.